GCAAAGAGGGGGGGAGUUGAGAGAGAAGGAGAAGGGGGAGAGGGAGGGGGAGGAGAAGCUGACCUAUCACUGUGCUCAGUCUUGGAGGCCCUUUAGGUGAUGCACAUGCAGAGGUGAGAAAAGACACUUUCUGUUGGAGUCAUCUGUGCUGCAGGGAGACCGCUUGCCUUGUGACAUUUGGCGCCACUAAUUGCCUCUCUGAUUAAUUAGACUACCUGUGAUGGUGCAAAUUGUAGCGGGGAGAUUUCCUGCUGCGCUGUGAACUCCUGCUGCCUCCAUCUCUUUUGUUCUGAGCCAACGUUCACCAUGACACCGGAUAGAGACGCCUGUUGGAUGUGAUGACAGCCGACAAGGAGAAGAGAAGAGCGAUCAGCCGCGAGGCAGCCAGACGGAGACGGCGGGUGGAGUCCGAGGUGUUUGAGGACUUGUCUCGCCUCCUGCCGCUCCAGCAGUCUGUCCGAGAUCACCUGGACAAGCCUUCAGUCAUUCGCCUCACCCUCAGCUACAUACGCAUGCACGCACUGCUCAAAGCUUUUUCAGGGAAGUUUGGGACCAAAGCAGAGUCCAGUCAAACAGUGAAAUGUGGACAGCUGAUGGACAGCGGCGGGGACCGGCGCCACCGUGAUGGAGGACGUGACGAGGAGGAGAAGAGGACGGAGGAUGGCGAGUUAGAGGAGACUAACAUGUACCUGAAGAUCCUGGAGGGAUUUCUGAUUGUUCUGUCCACUGACGGAGACAUGAUCUACCUGUCAGACAACGUCAGCAAGUACAUGGGCUUAACACAGACUGAGCUGAUGGGACACAAUAUUUUUGAGUUUACCCACCCGUGUGACCAUGAAGAAAUCAGAAACAAUCUACGUCUAACAGCAGAGGAAGUUUGGUGCGGUGCAAAGAGGGACUUUGUCAUGAGGAUAAAAAGCGCUCUGACACACAGAGGAAGAAGCGCCAACCUCAAGUCAGCGACGUGGAAGGUUCUCCACUGUCAGGGCCGAGCGAAGGUGUGUGUCACCCCGUCUUCAGUUUCCUGUCUGCUGCUGACCUGCCAGCCUCUGCCCCUCUCACACACACUCCUCAGCACACACACCUUCACCAGCCAGCACAGCAUGGACAUGAAGUUCACAUACUGCGACCAGAGAAUUACUCCACUUUUAGGUUACAGCACUGAGGAGCUGCUGGGCCGUUCCAUCUAUGAUCUCUGUCACACCCUGGACACACAAUGUUUGACCAAAAAUCAUCUCAACUUGUGCUGUAAGAGUCAGUCCGUCAGCGGUCAGUACAGGAUGCUGGUGCGAGGUGGAGGUUACGUCUGGGUGGAGAGUCACAGCGCCGUCAUCCCAAGCGUCCGACCCUCCAAGUCCAGGCCCGGCGCCCACCACCCGCUCUGCAUCCUCUGUGUUACCUACGUCCUCAGUGGAGUGGAGAAACCGUCCCUGUUGCUCUCUUUGGGCCAGACUGCCGACAGAUAUUUGAGCUGAAACUUGAGUCUGAAGAAGAAAAAAAACCACAUCAUCCUCCAAGAAACAAUCUUAUCUAUCUCUGUCUGUGAAUUCUUGGGAGUUCUUUUCAUUAAUCUAACUUUUAUUAAACUUUCUAGUUCAAAAUAAUUUUCAGUGUUUUUGUAAAAUGUUUCUGUAUCUUGUGAUAAAGCUUCAAAGUUUGAACUGUCGGAAAUGUUGUAGCACCAGAUAAGUUUGGAUAGUUCAGGCUGAUAACUAAGCUUAUGUUUUGCAUAAUGGUUGCAAUAGCACAACUUCUUUCUUCCUUAAAAGAAAACUGAAAGCUUUGGGUGUAGACUGUGGUUGACAGACAGUUGACGGGGCGGAGUGAGAGUUGAAAUCUGUCGACGGAAGCAGGCAGUUUGACUUUUUCCUGACCUCUCUGGGCCUGACCGUGCUUCCUGUGGGGUUGCCUUCUGGGCCACCUGACACGUGGGCUGACAUUUGACUGUCACAGACACACACACACACACACACACACAGAGUAUAUAUAGAGAGAUAUGCAUUGUGCUGAUGAGGAGAUGUGAGCAGACGCAAGUCAAAGCCACAGCUUCCUGAAUAGAGACGCUCGAUAUGAAAGUUCCCAUGAGAACUUUGUCAACUUUUUACCUCUCAGCUUCCAAAUUCACACACACACACACACACACACACACACACACACACACACACACACACACACACACUGAUACUGACACAUGCACACAAACAACAGGCUGUUUCAGUUCAGCUUUAAAAAAAAGGUGAAUCCAUUACAUUACAUGACUUUACAUUUAAAUAACUGAUGCUUUUUUAUCUGCCAAAUAGUGUGUUUCAACCAUGAAGAUACAAGAACCAUGCAAGUACAUACAAUUAAUAAGAAUAAACUUCUUCAAGUGCAACAUUUUAGAAACUGAGAUAGUUGCACAAACAGGCUUCACAGGCUGAAGAACGAUGUUUGAGAUGUGGACUCGAGUCAUUCUGACUUGGACUUGAGUUGAUCCAGGUCACUAUUUUGAUAGGAAAUAAACAAGUUGAGUUAAGUUAAAGACUCAUGGCUUGGGACAUGAUGACUUUAAUAACU
Centropristis striata (black sea bass) is the source of this 2556-nucleotide messenger RNA. It is a transcript of the gene epas1a, whose product is annotated as endothelial PAS domain protein 1a. Gene Ontology annotation, biological process: regulation of transcription by RNA polymerase II; cellular response to hypoxia. The transcript is spliced from 9 exons. The record is from RefSeq and is a predicted model, not a curated record. The coding region runs from base 339 to 1475 and encodes 378 amino acids. Gene Ontology annotation, molecular function: RNA polymerase II transcription regulatory region sequence-specific DNA binding; DNA-binding transcription factor activity, RNA polymerase II-specific; protein dimerization activity. Lineage: Eukaryota; Metazoa; Chordata; Actinopteri; Perciformes; Serranidae.